CGUCAUAAUCGGCCACUCGCGCUUGGGGCGACUGACAUUGUCUUCCCAGCUUGACUCAAAGCUUCUCAAUUGCGGUUCCGGUAUGAUCUAAUCCGGAUAGUCAAUAUCGGCGCAUCAUGGCGCUGGAGACGUCAGGCGGCUAUGUUGCUCCCAGCAACCUCACGGAAGCUGGGGAUUCUGCGCUUUCCAUGUUCGAUGUCCGGCAUGUUCAGCUUCAAUUUCCUCUUGCAGCGGACUUUGUAGCCGCACAGGUAGCCAACAAUGUGCUCAUUCUAGCUUUGUCCACCGGGCGAAUCCUCCGUAUUGACCUGGAUACCCCGGAGGAUAUUGAUGAUAUUGACCUUCCCAAGAAGUCAUCGGAAAUCGGUGUGAUACGGCGAAUGUUCCUUGAUCCCUCCGCAUCUCAUCUCAUCAUCACAACCACCCUCGGCGAGAACUAUUACCUGCACACUCAAUCACGACAACCUAGACCUUUAUCGCGACUGAAAGGUGUUUCAAUCGAGAGUAUUGCGUGGAAUCCAUCGCAUCCAACAGCUUCGACGAGGGAAAUUCUGCUGGGAACUACGGAUGGGCAGGUCUGGGAGGCUUACAUUGAGCCGUCGAGCGAAUUCUAUCGGCGCGAAGAGAGGUAUGCGCACGCCGUCUACAGGUCCCUGGAGGGUUCGCCGGUGACGGGUCUGUGGGCGGAGGUGAUCCCAGCGAAGCCGGAGCUGAGACGGGUGCUUAUCGCAACUCACGGCAAGCUACUAAGCUUCUUGGGGCGCACCGGGAGAUACGGACGAGAAGGUGGUAGCCCAAUAUACGCCGAUCUCUUCCAACGCGAAGCGCCCGUAACCCAUGAAAUUCAAAAGCCCUCCGGCGCUGCCCCGUCGAUGCUGGCAAUCUCGCCAAUCCUCACGGACGCGCAGACUACGGGGGGUGUGACCGAUAAGGAAUUUUCGUGGCUCAGUUCUCAGGGUGUGUUCCAUGGACCACUUCCAUAUGCGCCUGAGAAGCUCAACAAGCCAUUUGAAAGCGCCAGCAUGCUUCCGCGAUCUGUUUUCCCAGCGAGUGAAUCCGCGCGAGGCGGUAAGAAGCUCAUUCAGGAUCCCAUCUCCGCCGUGACGAUGUCACCGUGGCACAUCUUUGCCCUCGUGGAAGGCAGAAUUGUCGCUGUGAACCGCAUGAGUGAGGAGAUCGUUUUUGAUGAGGCCGUGUUGGAGCCGGGGCAGAGUGCGCUGGGUCUUCUGACGGACGUGACACAGCAUACUUAUUGGCUGUUCACUAGCCGCGAGAUUUACGAAAUUGCCGUUGAAGACGAGGAUAGGGAUGUUUGGAAGGUUUACCUACAGAAACAAAUGUUUGAUCAAGCUCUGCAGUACGCUCGCACAGGGGCUCAGAAAGACGUCGUCGCCACGGCUUCCGGUGAUUUCUUGGCAGACAAAGGCCGUUUUCUUGAGGCGGCCGCCGUCUGGGGUAGGAGCAGCAAAGGAUUCGAAGAGGUCUGCCUGACACUGAUCAACCGCGGAGAGCAUGACGCGCUGCGCAAGUAUUUAUUGUCUCAGCUCUCGACGUACAAGAAGUCUUCGUCCAUGCAGCGCAUCAUGGUUGCAAGCUGGCUGGUCGAGGUCUUCAUGAACAAGUUGAAUUCUCUCGACGACAACAUUGCUACUCGAGCGGAACUAGCUGAGGGAACCAGCACUGAGGAAGUCAAAGAUGAGCUUGGCAUUGUCCGAGCUGAGUUCCAGGAUUUUGUCACUCGGUACCGGUCCGAUCUGGACAAGGAAACGGCAUACAAUAUUAUCAGCAGCCACGGUCGUGAAGAGGAGCUACUCUUCUUCGCUACAGCCGUCAAUGACUAUAACUACGUUCUUUCGUACUGGAUCUUACGGGAGAAAUGGACGGAAGCCCUCAAUGUAUUGCAACGGCAAAGCGACCCCGAUGUGUUCUACAAAUAUAGCAGCGUUCUCAUGACACACGCUGCUGCUGGACUGGUCGACAUUUUGAUGCGACAGACAAACUUGGAGCCCGAGCGGCUGAUACCGGCUUUACUCAAUUACAACAAGACUGUGAAUGUUCCAUUGGGGCAGAACCAGGCCGUGCGAUACCUCAACUUCAUCAUCGUCAAUCAUCCUAACCCGUCUGCCGCCGUCCACAACACCCUGAUAUCCAUUCAUGCCUCCAGUGCCUCAACGUCUGAGGCAGGGCUUCUCACCUAUCUGCAAUCACAGCAGUCGUCGCCCCCGCCGUAUGAUGCCGACUUUGCUUUGCGUCUCUGCAUCCAGCACCAGCGCGUUCAAUCGUGUGUACACAUCUACAGCGCCAUGGGACAAUAUCUGCAAGCUGUGGAGCUGGCUCUACAGCAUGAUGACAUCGAGCUGGCAGCGAUCGUGGCCGACCGACCGGAUAGUAACGAAAAGCUCCGAAAGAAGCUCUGGCUGCUUGUUGCGGAGAAGACGAUCCAACAGCCGGGCAAGGGGAUUAAGGACGCGAUUGAAUUCCUCCGCCGGUGCGAGUUGCUCCGCAUCGAAGACCUCAUUCCGUUCUUCCCGGACUUUGUCGUCAUUGACGAUUUCAAAGACGAGAUCUGCAGUGCGCUCGAAGAGUAUUCCCGACACAUCGACGCCUUGCGGCAGGAGAUGGACAACUCAGCACACACGGCCCGGCAGAUCCGCACGGAGAUUGCGGCGCUCGACACGCGCUAUGCCAUUGUGGAACCUGGAGAGAAAUGCUGGCUCUGCUCGUUGCCCGUGCUCAGCCGACAAUUCUUUGUCUUUCCGUGUCAGCAUGCUUUCCACAGCGACUGCUUGGGUAAGGAGGUGCUUGAGGGCGCGGGAGGCAAGAAGAAGUAUAUUCGGGACCUGCAAGCACAGCUCAACAAGGGAACUCUUAGUGCGGCGCGACGGGAGGAAGUGGUGCGUGAGCUCGAUGGGCUGAUUGCGGACGCCUGCAUCCUCUGCGGCGACCAUGCAAUUAAGCAAAUCGACCGGCCAUUCAUUGAAGGCUCCGAAGGGGUAGAUGAUUGGGCAUUGUAGUGGAAGACUUUUUUUUGGUAAAGACGUUAUGAGUUCGGUUUUGAGGGCAUGCGUGACAGGAAUAAUGGGGAGUGCAUUAUCAGCGUCGAGCAAUUCAUUGAAUGUUCUUGUAUAAUCCAGUGGCAAGCAUGGUUGAGAACAUAU
Messenger RNA from Aspergillus saccharolyticus JOP 1030-1, 3158 nucleotides. Its product is annotated as vacuolar protein sorting protein DigA. NCBI's taxonomy places the organism in Eukaryota, Fungi, Ascomycota, Eurotiomycetes, Eurotiales, Aspergillaceae. Gene Ontology annotation, biological process: organelle fusion; vacuole organization; endosome organization. The coding region runs from base 117 to 3014 and encodes 965 amino acids. The transcript has 3 exons. The record is from RefSeq and is a predicted model, not a curated record. Gene Ontology annotation, cellular component: endosome; HOPS complex. Gene Ontology annotation, molecular function: protein-macromolecule adaptor activity.